AUGGCUGAGGAGCUGAAUGUAGCGGCAGCCGAUUGUGCUCAGAGCUAUGAACUCAUUUCAUUUAAGUUUAAUGUGUCCGAAAUUGUGAACGAAAUCAGUGAGUGGAAUAGGAUGAAUGAGACGAAUGAUGAAGUGGACGUAGAGACGGUGGCACGUGAAAAUCGAAGAAUGCAGAUGAUUGCCGACAAGAAGCUGUCAUCGUGCAUUCUGUCCGAGCAAACAGUUUUGAGCGUAUCGAGUAAAUUCAUCGACAGUGGACUGGUGGACGAUGAUGACGUCGCGAUCGUUAAUGAGGCUCUAUCUGUUUUCGCUUAUCGUCAACCGAAUACAACAUUUUGGAAGGUUUAG
Anisakis simplex (herring worm) is the source of this 348-nucleotide messenger RNA. NCBI's taxonomy places the organism in Eukaryota, Metazoa, Nematoda, Chromadorea, Rhabditida, Anisakidae. The record is from the annotation of a GenBank genome assembly.